Elaeis guineensis (African oil palm) is the source of this 624-nucleotide messenger RNA. RefSeq names its product putative 4-hydroxy-4-methyl-2-oxoglutarate aldolase 3. Lineage: Eukaryota; Viridiplantae; Streptophyta; Magnoliopsida; Arecales; Arecaceae. Gene Ontology annotation, biological process: regulation of RNA metabolic process. Gene Ontology annotation, molecular function: ribonuclease inhibitor activity. The record is from RefSeq and is a predicted model, not a curated record.
AUGGCUUCUUUUCCAACUGCUGAACUCUGCGACACAAACCCAUCCCUUCUGUCAAAGGGGGAGCUGCGAGUUGUUCCGCCAAUCUUCCAAAUAUAUGGGCAACGGCGAGCAUUCUUUGGCCCCAUUGUCGCUCUCAAGGUGUUCGAGGACAAUGUCUUGGUCAGGGAAGUUCUUGAGAACCCUGGGGAUGGCAGGGUUUUAGUUGUAGAUGGUGGAGGGAGUAGGAGAUGUUCCUUAGUUGGAGGGAACCUGGGAUUGUUGGCCCCCAACAUGGGCUGGGCUGGUGUCCUUGUGAACGGUUGCAUCAGAGAUGUUGAUGAAAUCAAUGGCUGUGACAUUGGAGUUGGAGCCUUGGGUUCCAACCCCCUGAAAUCUAAUAAGAAAGGGCUUGGUGAGAAGCACGAGUCCGCGAACAUUGGGGGUAUGAUGAUCCAAGAAGGAGAAUGGCUAUAUGCUGAUAGUGAUGGCAUCCUCAUUUCUAAGAUGGAGUUAUCUGUGUGACUACUACUGUGGUUCAAGCAAAUCAAAUUUACCCUUAAUAAGAACCAAUUGUUCACAUGCUCUUAUGCACAAAGAACAUAGUGUACUGUGUUUAUUGGAGGCAUCUCAUAAGGGCAUUAUUAU